UUAUAAAGCGCCUUCCACAACCCUGUCAGGAAGCCCAAGGCGCUGAACAUGGAACAGUACAAAGUUAAAUAAAGUGAAUAAAUCAGAAAAUAAAAGCAAUUUAAAUUACAGAUUACAAAUUACAAAAAAGGUGAAACAUUCUAGUAGAAGACAAAUGUGUAAAACAAGGGAAAAAGUGAACUAAUGAAAACUGUGAGAUAAAGUCAACAUAAAAGAGGGCCAAAUUCAAACAUGUUCAGGAAAUGCCAAGCGGAGGAGGUGGGUUUUUAGGCGACUCUUGAAGACUGGCAGAGAUGGGGACAGCCUAACAGCCUAACUAAUCAUUAUUGCAGCCUAAAGAUGAAAGAAAUCAAAUGAGUCUUUUUCAUUUAUGAUUAUUUAAUAUGAUAAUAUUAUAUAUGAUAUAAUAUUUAGUUUUCAAACACCAGUUUAGAUUAUAUUUAAGGCUUACAUUGAUUGUGAAAAACAAAUAGCAACAAUUAUGAAUAUAAAAAUAAAACACAUUUUGCUCAAGACCAGCCUUUAGUCAGCACAGCAGGUGUGUUUAUUUAUUUGGCCAAUGCAGCAACUUGAAAAACAAGAGUGUUAGGCUUUUACCAUCAUGAAUUAAAAAAAAAGUAUAAAAAGACCUUUUUUGGCAUUGUAUAAAACUCUUGUAUUGUUAUCUUUUGUAUUUCCUGUGUAACAGUUGACUCUAAUUCCUUAACGUGAGGUGAGACGAUUCACCGCGAGCAUGAACCUGAGUCUUCCUGAUCAGAACACGCUCAGCUCAAACGAAAGCUGCCUAGAAGACGACAAGCCUGCAGUCAUGCUGCCCUGCUUCCGCAGAAGCAUGUAUGACGAGCCUCUGGCUUCGUACUCAAACAGAUCCAUCAUCUCCCAACUCCUUCGCAAGACAAUCCACAACAAACGGGCCCUGGACGAAACCCACUUUUACCUCUCUAGCUCUGCUGCCGCAGACUCUGGCCAAGAUGACCACAGCAGCGUCUCCUCAAAGGACAGCACACUGGAGGCGGCGUCCCCGGGUGACCACAUCUCUACAGGAGCCAGCCCAGAAGGAGAGAUUCCUAUGACUGAUCAUCUACAGGCCAAGAGAGCCAGAGUGGAGAACAUCAUUCGAGUCAUGGCUGGUUCUCCUAACAGCAAGCAGCACGGCGAGACCGAAAAGUCUGAUGCAGAAGUCAGAGACACAAGGGAGGCCAGAGAAUCAUUUAGGGAGAACAAACGCAAGCAAAGGUUGCCCCAGCAUCAGGAGCACAGUUCAGCGGGGGGAGAGAUGAACAGAAAACCUGGCAGCGGCAGCGACAACACUAAAGAAGAGGAAUGUCACAAGUUGAAAGAGCAGCUGCACAGCAUGCAGAGGAUCCUGCAUCAGCUCCAGGAGAAGUUUCUGCAGGUUUACAGUCAGGAAAAUCCAGAAUAUGACAACAGGGAUGCAACAGAAGCCGAUUCAGAUCAUGAUCUCCUGAGAGAAAAAGUAGAGUCGUGCUACAUAAGCACUGAAGAGGAGCAGGAAAAGGACAAAAGCACAGCAACUCUGGCCUGUAAAGACAGAAUAAAAGCUAUUGGGUACGGGGUUCCUGAAAGAGAAAUUCAGAGUCUGCAGGAAACCUUAAAACAUGAGCUUUCCAGAGCCAUGAAUGAUUGUCUAGACAGGGUGUUCAAGAAGGUGUCUUCCACAGGGAUAAACCUGUCCCCUGAGCCCCGUAUGUGCUCAUCACCAGAAAUCCCAAUCAGCACAGGAGCAGACAGGAAGAGCCAGCUGACCUGCUCCACCCUUGGUGAGUCUGAAAUGGAGGAGUCCGUUAUAAAAUCUCAGUCAUCAGAGUUCUACGAAAGCUCAGAGGCUCAAAGCCCACAAGACCAGACAGAGGCCCUGUCUUUGGUGGUCCGUAAGCCCACAGAGACACCUGUUAGCUCCAUUACCCCGGCUGUGAAAAGGCCUUACCCCGUGCACCACACACCCUUUCAGUUCAGCUACACCAACCCUCUGCAUGAGAACCACAUCCUGGAGCACCUUCUGAAAUACGGCCCCCACACCAGCUUUGGACUGCUCCCUUGCAUGCCCCCUUCCAUGGACAGGACCUCGCCAGACUCGAUGAACAUGUCCUGGGAUGCCGUCGGCAUGAGGUCCAAAGUGACAUCCAGCCACUUUAGGCACCACCCGCGUUCUUCCAGUCUGGGAGCGGUGGCGGUGGACGGCCUGUGUGUCCCUCACGUUAAGAUGGAGAGCGGGGAACUGCAGAGCAUGGCUGAACGAAACCCCUACAUGUCUCUCAAUAUCCAGGAGGGGCUCACUCCGAGUCAUCUGAAGAAAGCGAAGCUCAUGUUCUUCUACACCCGCUACCCCAGCUCCAACGCGCUGAAGACCUUCUUUCCUGAUGUCAAGUUCAAUCGCUGCAUCACCUCCCAACUGAUCAAGUGGUUCAGUAACUUCAGGGAGUUCUACUACAUCCAGAUGGAGAAGUUUGCACGCCAGGCCAUCAUUGAUGGCAUCACAGACGUCAAAGACAUCACAGUUAGCAGGGAUUCAGAACUCUUCCGGGCUUUGAACAUGCACUACAACAAAGCCAACGACUUCCACGUUCCCGACAGGUUCUUGGAGGUCGCCGAAAUCACAUUGCAUGAAUUUUACAAUGCCAUCUCUGCAGCUAAAGAUUCAGACCCAUCUUGGAAGAAGGCCAUUUAUAAAGUGAUCUGCAAGCUGGACAACGACAUCCCAGAGGACUUCAAGACGUCCUCAUACUUGUAGACUGCAGAAGAAGAAACAUCCAAAUCAAUUAGUGGGUUGUUUUUUUAAUUUGCAGUAAUAUUUAAUAUUUUUCUUGUGGUGCAUUUUCAGUGAGGUGAAAUUACUGAACACAUUUUUGUAGAAUAUAAAAUCUGUAUAGAAAUUAAACAUUUUAUGCUCCGUUUUACAAAAUCUGAAAAAAUAAUACCUGGAUAAAUUCAUCUCUUGUCAAUUCAUUACGAUAUUUGUUGUGUUUUGGCAUUUAUUAAGUUUUAAGUUGUGCAUAAAAGAUGUUUCAUAGCAUAGUUUCCUAUCAGUCAGUAGUUUUCGUUUAAUAGAUAUGUGAAUGCCCAUGCACUGCUGGCUUUUUGUUGUGUAAUUUAUUAUUUUGUUAGCUUGUCUGAAUGAGUAUGUCAUGAUUUUUAUUAUUAUAGGUGAUAGUUAAGCUGUCGUCUUGCACAAAACAAAUCUCCAUUCUCAGAAAUUUCACUCAAAUUAUUGUACUGGAUGAUAAACUGAAUAAAAGAUGCAGUAAAUUUUGAUUCAAGGCUGAUGUUGUCCUUGUGUUUUAAAGGUUUAAGCAAAUGUUUAACUGUUGGGUGAAAGCCCUUCAUCCCAGGG
Nothobranchius furzeri (turquoise killifish) is the source of this 3352-nucleotide messenger RNA. It is a transcript of the gene prox2, whose product is annotated as prospero homeobox 2. Gene Ontology annotation, cellular component: nucleus. NCBI's taxonomy places the organism in Eukaryota, Metazoa, Chordata, Actinopteri, Cyprinodontiformes, Nothobranchiidae. Gene Ontology annotation, molecular function: DNA-binding transcription factor activity, RNA polymerase II-specific; RNA polymerase II cis-regulatory region sequence-specific DNA binding. Gene Ontology annotation, biological process: regulation of transcription by RNA polymerase II. The record is from RefSeq and is a predicted model, not a curated record.